UUUUAAAAGAUAAAUAUAUGUAUAUAUAUAUAUAUAUAUAGUGUCUCCUGUACAUUUAACAGGCCCAUGGCAUGGAUGAUGGGCCACAAGAAAAGAAAAAAUAAAAUUUAGGGCAAAUCAUUUCAGCCUUCCCAAUCUCGCCGCCUCCCAUCUCUAUUCUCGUUCUCAACUCUCUCUCUCUCUCUCUCUCUGCACUACAAGAAUUAGAAGUUCAAAACCUAUAUAUUUCAGUUUUUCUAUCUGUCUGCAAGAAUCAAAAGUUCAAAACCCAUAUCGGCAUAUCAUUUCAGAUUGUUCAAAAAAAUCAAAACCCAUAUCUUUCAGUUUCCAUCGCCGCUGUUCCAGUUCGGGUUCGCCCUUCGCAAGCUUCAGCCGCUGUCCGCCGUCUUACGCUAUCUCUGCAACUGCUAACUUGUAUGUAUCUAUAAUUCUUGUUUUGCAAACUUGUGUAAUCUUGAAGGUAAAUUUGGCAUCACCAAAGAUACAUCAAGCUCUCCUUCCAUUUCCUUAAGAAAGUUACUGUUUGAGCCUUGUGCUAACCCUCCAAAACCAUCCCUUUCCUUUCCUUUUCUUCCAACCAUUUAUGCCAAGCACAAAUUUUUAAUCACCCUCCAUCACCUUCCCUUUCCUUUCCUCCCUUCUCCAUUGCACCAAACUGACCCUGACUUUUUUAUUUCGCUUUCAUCUUGUACGCCAUCGGCCAACCAAAAAACCUAUCCUAUGGUUUUCUGAAUUAAUAUUGUGAAGCAUGAGUAAUACCAUAAUUCUUUUCUUGUAUUCUAUUUUUUUCAUGUUCACAAUAAUCUGUGAUGCAGUAGAAUUAGACACCAUAACUGCAACUCAAUCUCUUACUGAUGGGCAAACCAUGGUCUCUUCAGACACAACGUUUGAACUGGGGUUUUUCAGCCCCUCUGGUAGUACUUCCAGGAAUCGAUAUUUGGGAAUAUGGUACAAAAGAUCUGUUGGGACUGUGGUAUGGGUUGCCAACAGAGAUACUCCAAUUACUGAUACAUCAGGAGGAGGUGUCUUAAAGCUCACUCAUGGAGGAGUUCUCAUGCUUGUCAAUACUACAAACAGCAUCUUCUGGUCUUCGUCAAAUUCAUCAUCAUCCAGUAACAACACGGUGAACCCAGUUGCACAGCUUUUGGAUUCGGGUAAUCUUGUUGUCAAAGAUGCAAAUGGUGUGAAUUUCCUAUGGCAGAGUUUUGAUUAUCCGUGUGACACUUUGUUGCCGGGCAUGAAGCUUGGAAAGAACCUAGAAACCGGAAUUGAUCGGCGUCUAUGGUCAUGGAAGUCCAGUGAUGACCCUUCUAAAGGUGACUGUUCUUUUGGACUUGAUCUUCGUGGAUUCCCACAAUUCGUCCUCAUGAAAGGUCCGGUUGAGCAAUACCGAACUGGACCAUGGAAUGGUCUCAGCUUUAGUGGCUCGGUGGGUUUAAAACCAAACAGCAUUUACGCAUAUCAAUUUGUUUUUGAUCAAAAGGAGGUAUAUUUUGAAUAUGAGCUUAUUAAUAGCUCAGUUUUCUCACGGUCUGUUUUGAAUCAGAAUGGAAUUCUACAGCGCUUGACAUGGAAUUAUAAAACACAGGAUUGGACAGUUUACACGAAUACACCAUCAGAUAACUGUGAUUCUUAUGGGCUAUGUCAGGCCUAUGGUAGCUGCAGCAUUGGUAACUCCCCGGUGUGUACGUGUCUUGAUAAAUUUAUGCCAAGAUACCCAAAAGAUUGGGACACAGCAGAUUGGUCGGGUGGGUGUGUUCGAAGAACGCCCUUGGAUUGCCACAAUGGAUCAUCAAAUGGAUUUCUCAAGUAUUCCGGUGUUAAAUUGCCUGACACACGGAAUUCCUGGUUUAAUAGGAGCAUGACCCUCAAGGAAUGCGAGAUGAUAUGCGCAAAAAACUGUUCUUGUAUGGCUUAUGCAAAUAUAGAUGUAACAACAGGAGGAAGUGGCUGCUUGCUCUGGUUUGAUGACUUGAUUGAUAUUAGGGACUACCUCGCAGAAAUUGGACAAGAUAUUUACAUAAGAAUGGCCUCCUCUGAGUUAGAAACACAUAGCAGCUCCCAUGUAGAGGGACGAUUGAAGAUUAUAAUCAUUCCUAUAUUACUUGCAGCAGUGGUACUCCUAGGCCUGUUCUUUCUCUUGUAUUUCUUAAGGAGGAAGCUGAAGAGAGUAGGUAUGGAAACUAAGAAUGAAGACAUUGAGUUACCAUUUUUUGAUCUGGACACUAUUGUAAAUGCCACUAAGAACUUCUCUUCCACAAAUAUGAUCGGAGAGGGUGGUUUUGGUCAUGUUUAUAAGGGUAAGCUAGCAACGGGACAAGAAAUAGCAGUCAAGAGGCUUUCGAAUAAUUCUGGACAAGGCCUACAAGAGUUCACAAAUGAAGUUAUUUUGAUUACCAAACUUCAACACCGGAAUCUUGUUAAGCUGUUGGGCAGUUGCAUUGAAGGAGAAGAGAGGAUGCUAAUAUAUGAGUACAUGCCGAACAAAAGCUUGGAUUAUUUCAUUUUUGAUCAGAAUAGAAGACUAGAACUUCCAUGGCAAAAACGAUUUGAAAUUGCCAUGGCCAUAUCAAGGGGACUUCUCUACCUUCAUCAGGACUCAAGAUUAAGAAUCAUUCAUAGGGAUCUCAAAGCCAGCAACAUUUUACUAGAUGAAGAACUAAGUCCAAAAAUUUCAGACUUUGGGAUAGCAAGAAGUUUUGGGACUAAUCAAAUUGAAGCCAAAACAAAGCGAGUAAUCGGAACAUAUGGUUACAUGUCGCCAGAGUAUGCCAUUGAUGGAAAAUUUUCAGUAAAAUCUGACGUCUUUAGUUUAGGUGUGCUUUUACUUGAGAUCGUGAGUGGCAAGAAGAACAGGAAAUUUCAUCAUCCUAAUCACUGUCAUUCUCUUUUGGGCCAUACUUGGUUGCUGUGGAAUGAUCACAAAGCCCUGGAACUAGUGGAUUCAUGUUUGAAAAGUUCAUACAUUGAAUCUCAAGUACUAAGAUGUAUUCAAGUGGGUCUACUAUGUGUUCAGAAACUGCCCAACGACAGACCAACCAUGUCAUCAGUAGUUUUCAUGUUGGGUAAUGAGGGAGUGGCAUUGCCUGAACCCAAACAGCCUGGUUUCUUUGUGGAAAGAAGUUUCAUUGAUUCAGAUUUAUCAAUGGGUGAGACAAGUCAUACUGAAAAUGCAUUGACAAUAACAUUAAUGGAAGCUAGAUAGAAGUAGGACUGCAAUUCGGGCGGGACCAACCAGAAAUAACCCGAGCCAAGCCCGAAAUUUUGUGGGCUUGGGCAAUGUGUUUUUAGUUUUGGUUUGGGCCUGGACUAUAUAUUUUGAGCCCGAAUUCAAUUUGGUCUGGGUUUGGGUUGAUAUGAAUGAAGCCCGAAGCCCAACCUUAGCCCGAAAAUAUUAUAUAUAUUUUUAACUAUGCUUAAAAUCACAAGUGUGUGUUUGUUUAGGAUUUAUGCUAAAGGUUUGUUUUAUUUUUUUAAUCAAAUUUUCUAAAAAUUUAGCUUUGGUUGAUUCACCCAUUGUAAAGAAUUGGACAAUGAGAAGUGGAUGGGGUUGAGAUAUUCUCCCAUUUUACUGACUA
Molecule: messenger RNA, 3578 nt
Organism: Cornus florida
Lineage: Eukaryota; Viridiplantae; Streptophyta; Magnoliopsida; Cornales; Cornaceae
Product: G-type lectin S-receptor-like serine/threonine-protein kinase At4g27290
Exons: 7
Coding region: 749-3205 (818 amino acids)
Biological process (GO): protein phosphorylation; recognition of pollen
Molecular function (GO): ATP binding; protein serine/threonine kinase activity
Source: RefSeq, a predicted model, not a curated record